AUGUCGGGUCAAGUUCUAUUAACAGGAGCUACAGGCUUUAUAGGCUCACAUGUUCUAGAUACUCUGGUCAAGUACCAGUACCAGAUUAUUGCAGUGGUGAGAGAUAUCGACCAGGGUCUAUCAUUUAAAAGCAAGUAUCCCAAGGCCAACAUUGCAUUCAUCGAAGUACCGGAUAUCUCACAAGAGAACUCGCUAGAUUUCAUUUUCAAAUUGAAUCCUGAUAUCCGUUAUGUAAUUCAUACAGCCGGUCCUGAGUCACCUUGUGAUAUCAGGACGAGCUUUCCUGCUUCGGUUGCUCGAUCUGGAUCUGAAACCGGCAACGGACAAGGACACGAUAUUGAUGGAGCGUCUGAUGAGAAAGGCAUUUCUGAUGGAAUAGGUUCUACCGCACAUAACUCAUGUCCAUAUCAUUCACCGUUUGUAGAAGACCGUGAGAAAGAUCGCAUUCUGUUUGAACCAGGUAUUCGUAUUUCGAACAAUAUCAUCAAUGCAGUAGACAAGCACGGGCUGAAUGUGCGAAGUGUAGUGUAUAGUUCAUGUUUUGCUACUAUGAUUUCUGACUCACCACGGUUUGAUGAUCCUCGUAAGGUGUACACAGCGCGCGAUGUCAACAGAAUCACUCGUGAACAGGCCCGAGUCAGCUGUUACAAUGCAUAUAUAGGGUCUUGUUCAUUUGCAGAAGAUGCUCUUUGGAAACGGUAUUCUGAUAUUUUUCCAAGAUUCACGCUGACGGUUAUUGUGACUCCUUUAGUGUUUGGUCCGAUUAUCGUCCCAGAAGCUGAGUACAUGAGUUCAUACACUCUAAAUAGCAGUCAUUGCAUGAAUAAGAACUUUUCGUUGUACCAAGUAUAUCGUUUACUAGCAGGUACCCCUCCACAGUCGCCACUAAAUGAGUCGUCUAUCGAGAUCCGCCGUCACUCGGGCCCGUGCUACGAGUUUUCUCAUGUUUCUAUAAAUGACGACAAACACUCAACAGUCAAACCACCACUAAACACACCUCAACCGAUAUUACGCAGUCCAGAGCCCCAACUUCAUUUACCACAAUCCUUACCACCAUCACCACCAACACCAUUGCCGCCGGUACUUCCAUCAUCACCAGUCACUUCAACUUUCGAAGACACCGAAACCGAAAACAAUACAUAUGACCUACCUAACAAUAACAUCACAACUACAGCACCUUCUACAACUACCACAAUGACUAACGAUGCAUUAUCGACAGAUAACAGACCGGCUAAAUUAUCACGAGCCGAUUCAGUGAAAACACCCUCGACUAUCAAAAGCCCACCGUCACCGAUCACAGUUCCAUCACCGAUGACCAACCGACUGACCGAGCUGUCAUUUCCCUUUUAUAUUGACGUACGAGAUGCGGCCACUGCCCAUGUGCGAGCGAUCCAACUCGUGCCCCCAGAAACGGACCGAUGGUUCGUAGUUGCCAACAACAUUUCAGUCCAACAGAUUGUAGAUAUUGCCCGUACAAAAUUCCCCACGAUCCGCGACCGACUGCCCAUAGGAGAGCCAGGCCACGGCGAAGAAGCCAUAGCGCAACAGUGCUCGUUCGACAUCGGAGACUCGGACUCGAUCAUCGGGCUCCAAUACCGCACCCUCGAAGACACGAUCGAAGCGACCUUCGAGAGCUUUCUGUACCACGAGCAGCAAGCACAACUGGCAUGA
This is a messenger RNA of Sugiyamaella lignohabitans, 1671 nucleotides long. RefSeq names its product carbonyl reductase (NADPH-dependent). The transcript has a single exon. NCBI's taxonomy places the organism in Eukaryota, Fungi, Ascomycota, Dipodascomycetes, Dipodascales, Trichomonascaceae. Bases 1 to 1671 code for a protein of 556 amino acids. The record is from RefSeq and is a predicted model, not a curated record. Gene Ontology annotation, molecular function: oxidoreductase activity, acting on the CH-OH group of donors, NAD or NADP as acceptor.